This is a messenger RNA of Neodiprion virginianus, 5063 nucleotides long. Its product is annotated as ATP-binding cassette sub-family C member 4-like. Bases 503 to 4735 code for a protein of 1410 amino acids. Gene Ontology annotation, cellular component: membrane. Gene Ontology annotation, biological process: transmembrane transport. The record is from RefSeq and is a predicted model, not a curated record. Gene Ontology annotation, molecular function: ABC-type transporter activity; ATP hydrolysis activity; ATP binding. The transcript has 18 exons. NCBI's taxonomy places the organism in Eukaryota, Metazoa, Arthropoda, Insecta, Hymenoptera, Diprionidae.
AUCGGAUUAGUUCUUCGUCUGAGCUCGUCGAGCAUGGUGAAUCGGUCAUCGUCGUUAGGGAAAUUGAAAAACGCGAAGAAAGAGAAGAAAAGAAACUUCACCCAUGAAAAAUCUCGCCUGAACGUAAAAUAGUGAAAUAAAGAUAUCGCAGAGUUCGCAUUGGUAAAGUUAAAAGAAAAACACAUCUCGCCAAGACUUAUCCAGUUUAAAACUACUUUGCUACAUAACAACACAAAACGGAAACACGCGUACUGAGUCAUUAUUAUUCGUCACUCUGUGUCACGUUUUUUCUCCCAUUCAUAUUAUCAUCAACGUAUUUUACACAACAUGUUCACUUCAAAUUCCGCUGUAUGACCCAUUCGAUCACUCCUCUUUCGCGAGUUGUUUCUUGAACCCAACACGUGCAGGAAUGCAAUCGGCGCUUCAACGUUCCUGCGGGUAAAAAAGUACUACACGAAUGCAAGGAAAAAAUUGAAGGGAAGAAAUAGAAAAUUUUAAAAAUAUGGACACGAAAAGAAGACAGUGCCUACCAAAUCCUGAGGAAUCUUCAAAUUUUCUAAGCAGGCUUUUUUUCGGAUGGUCGUUUCCAAUUUUUCUGAAGGGAGCGAAACGUGAUUUGCAAAUAACAGAUUUGUAUGACCCGUUGAAAUCGGAUGAAUCAGAAAGACUCUGUAACCGUCUGGAAAGAGAAUGGCAGAAAGAGUUGGCGAAGGCGAAAGAAUCGCCGAUGGUGGGUGAGGGCAGCAAAAGGAAGCCGAAGAAGAAGCCUAGCCUAACUUUGGCGUUGGUAAGGAUGUUCUGGUUCAAGUUCAUGCUGCAAGGACUGCUCUUCUUUGUGUAUUUGAUGGCGGUGCGGAUACUACAGCCAGUGAUCCAGGGUUGGGUCAUCGCCUACUUUGACAAAGAUAAAAAUCAGAUUUCGCAAAACGAGGCCUUCAUCUACGCCGCUGAACUGAUCCUCCUCACUCUCGCGUCGAUAUUCCUCCUUCACCACACAAAUUUGCGGACCCAGGAGAUGGGAAUGUGCGCGAGGAUCGCUUGUUGUUCCAUGAUAUACAGGAAGAUUCUACGCCUCGAUUUGGCAUCGGUGAGCAAUACGGCGGCGGGUCAAGUGGCCAAUUUGAUCAGCAACGACGUGGCCCGAUUUGAUAAUCUUCUCAUGCAUCUUCACUACAUUUGGAUAAUGCCGUUACAGGUGACUUUGAUAGGGUACGUGAUGUGGCAAUUUGUCGGUGUGGCUUCGCUGGUGGGAAUCGGAGCUAUGGUCAUGCAGACCAUACCUAUUCAAGGUUACUUCAGCAAUCUUAGCGCCAAGCUGCGAUCCAAGAUCGCAAUGAAGACGGACGAAAGAAUACAGCUGAUGAGUGAGCUGAUAUCUGGGAUUGAGGUGAUCAAGAUGUACUCGUGGGAAAAGCCGUUCGAAAUUAUAGUGUCGAAAGUUCGAGGUGUGGAAAUGAAACUAAUCGGACUCACGUCGUAUCUCAGAGGGAUAUACGCGAGUAUUAUGGUCUUCUCGGAAAGGGUCACGCUUUAUUUGACCUUAAUCUCUUUUGCGCUGAUGGGUAACCAUUUGACUGCGGAAAUUACCUUUCCAUUGGCAACGCUGUUUAACGUGCUCCAAAUGACGUGUGCAAUUGCAUUUCCGCAGGCAAUCAUUCAGUCUGGAGAGGCCAUAGUUUCUUUAAGAAGGAUAUCGGCAUUUUUGCUGCUGGACGAAGUGCGACAACCGGAGAAUUCUGAAUUUGUAGCAAACGAUGGGGACCAACCGGUGGAGAAGCACACGACAAGCCAACUGCUCGAAAGUGGAAAGGAAACUGAAAUGGAGUCCUUGUUGUUGGAAAAAGGAAAACCUGAUGCCAAGAUCACAUCCAGUGCAACGAACGGAGCAAAGAAAGUAGACAUACGGUAUGAACAUGGAAUCAGCAUCGAAUUGGUAAACGUCGCUGCGAACUGGGUGAGCGCACAGCUGCCGCCAACAUUGUGCGAGCUUUCAAUGGAGGUAAAGAGCAAAUCUUUAACUGUCCUCGUGGGAUCCGUCGGCUCGGGAAAGUCGUCCUUACUGCACCUCCUGCUAGGCGAGUUGUCGGUCGGGGCUGGAAGACUGUCCUAUUUUACCGAUGAAAAAAAUGAGAAGACCAGAAUCAACAGCCGGGACAUUCGCAUCUCAUAUACCAGCCAAGAUCCUUGGCUGUUUCCAGCUUCUGUACGCGCCAAUAUUCUAUUCGGCCAGCCUUACGACAAAAAGCGAUACCAAAAGGUGACACGAGUUUGCGCGCUGGUGAAGGACUUCGAGCAGCUUCCUCAGGGUGACAUGAGCUUCGUCGGAGAGAGAGGAGCUUCUCUGUCUGGAGGCCAGAGAGCUCGUGUCAAUCUGGCCAGAGCCGUUUACAGAGACGCCGAUCUCUACCUGCUGGACGAUCCUUUGAGUGCAGUUGACGCUCGUGUCGGUCGUCACUUGUUUGAAGAGUGCAUACAAGGUUACCUGAAGGGCAAGACACGGAUCCUCGUCACUCAUCAGUUGCAAUUUCUUCGUCAAGCUGACAGUGUGAUAGUUCUCAAUCGCGGUACCGUGAUGCACCAAGGGACUUAUGAAGAGUUGGCGGAAUCCACUCACGCCAUAUUAACUUCUCAAAAAUCUGUGGAAUCCGAAACGGUUGAAGAAGAAAACGAAGAAACUUACGACGUGGGGAAACACGACUUCAGGACAAGACGUCUAACUUCGGUUAGCAGUGAAAGGCCAUCAGAAAGAUCGGUGAGCUUUGAAGAAUUGCAGGAUGUCGACGAUGAAGAGAUCGCUACGGGAAGUAUGUCUACUAAAGUUUACAGCAGCUACUUUUUAUCCGGUGGUAAUAUCUGCUCGUUGAUCAUUCUCAUGAUAACUAUCGUCAUUGGUCAGCUAUCAGCAAAUGCAAGUGAUUACUGGGUAACUUACUGGACCAAUCAAAACACAAGAAGAGCUGAAAUAAGAGCUAAUGAAACCGCUUCCAAUAUUACGAGCAGCAAAAAUGAAACUUCCAUCGAUUUUCAACAAAUGUUCUGGGAUCCCGAUACCGAAUGGUAUGACCAAUAUGGACUGCUGCGCUCUAACAUUGCCGUUCAAGUUUACACAAUGCUGAUCGCAGCCACGGUUAUCUUUCUCUCACUACGCAGCUUGCUUUUCAUGAAGAUUUGUAUGACCGCUAGUCGCACUAUACACGACUCCAUGUUUUCGAACCUUUUGCGAGCCACCAUGAGAUUCUUUAACACCAACCCAACUGGAAGAAUUCUGAACCGAUUUUCAAAGGAUGUGGGUGCAAUGGAUGAACUGCUACCAAGGGCAAUGCUUGAGACACUUCAGGUUUUCACAGUAAUGUUAGGAAUACUCGUUAUGGUCAGCAUUGUCAACCCAUGGACGAUAAUCCCAAUGAUUUUUGUGGCUGCGCUUUUUUAUUUCAUUAGAAUCUACUACUUGAAGACAGCCCAGAAUAUCAAGCGACUUGAAGGAAUAACCAAAAGUCCUGUAUUCUCCCACGUGAGCUCUACUCUCGACGGAUUAACGACCAUACGAAGCUGUGGUGUCCUGGUGGAAGAAAUGCUAAAGCAAGAGUUUGACCAUCACCAAGAUUCGCAUACAGGUGCCUGGUAUCUCACCCUUGGGACGGCAACUGCCUUUGGGUUCACUCUCGACCUCGUAUCAUGUUGUUUUACCACUUUCGUUUGCUUCUCGUUCAUCCUUAUAAAUGAUUUCCCGGGAGGAUCUGUCGGUCUGGCCAUUUCACAGUGCUUGAUACUGACUGGUAUGGUUCAAUAUGGAGUGAGACUUAGUGCUGAGGUUGUUUCACAGAUGACCUCAGUAGAGAGAGUUCUUCAGUAUACGAACUUACCCAAGGAGGGACCUUUCACCACUGGCAGUCCUCCGCCAGAUACUUGGCCUUCUCAAGGUGGUUUAGUCAUGAAAAAUGUUUCUAUGAAAUAUAACGACGACAAACCGCCAGUGCUCAAGGGCUUAAACCUGAAGAUAAACCCUGGAUGGAAGGUUGGUAUAGUAGGAAGGACUGGUGCAGGAAAAUCCUCUCUCAUCUCAGCGCUGUUUCGUUUGACUGGAGACGGACUGGAGGGUGAAAUCAUUCUGGACGGCGUAGAUACAAAGUCGAUAGGGUUACAAGAGCUACGCCCUCGAAUCUCGAUCAUUCCCCAGGAGCCAAUAUUGUUCUCGGCAAGUCUUCGCUACAACUUGGACCCCUUCGACCAGUACUCAGACGCUAAGCUAUGGGAUAGUUUACAAGAAGUAGAACUUGGAAAUUCGGUGCCUUCUCUUGACUUCCGAGUCGCUGAAGGUGGAGCCAAUUUCAGCGUUGGACAGCGCCAAUUGAUCUGCUUGGCCAGAGCCAUCCUGAGAAACAACCGAUUGCUCGUCCUUGAUGAAGCCACCGCUAAUAUUGACCGAAGCACCGACAAUUUGAUUCAAAACACCAUAAGAAGGAGAUUCGCUGAUUGCACGGUCCUAACGAUAGCUCAUCGCUUGAACACGAUAAUGGACAGUGACCGAGUUCUGGUCAUGGAAGGAGGCCGUAUCGUGGAAUUCGACCAUCCGUAUUUGCUGUUGAGAGAUCCGAAUGGUCACUUUUCGCAAAUGCUCCAACAAACAGGGAAAGCAAUGGCAGAUAAACUUGCUCAGAUUGCUGAACGUACCUAUCAACUAAGCGGUGAAUUCAAGGAGAUAUCUAACGACGGCGUCACAACUGCAAGUGACUAAAUGCUAUCCUUUAAUUGACAUUAACACACACAAAAUCGUGUAACAAUUUUCACGUUAAUUCUUAUCUUUUCGGUUCAUUCGGAAUUUUUUCACACAAUUUCCAUUCCAAGUGUUGCUCGGAACAUAAAUGAGUUUCAACAAGAAUUGAAAUGUGUACAUUAUAUUGGAAAUUUCACGCCCCGAUUGAAGUUAUACCUAAUCAGACGUGAUAAUUUUGCAUCAAAUUCAUCAACCAUUCGACAAACUACCGUCAAAUCCAUGAGACAGUAUCUGUUUUAAGAUAAGAUGACACCCGUACAUGAAUAUAAAUUAAAUUACUACAUUUUAA